Molecule: messenger RNA, 1158 nt
Organism: Hibiscus syriacus
Lineage: Eukaryota; Viridiplantae; Streptophyta; Magnoliopsida; Malvales; Malvaceae
Product: F-box protein At3g07870-like
Exons: 1
Coding region: 1-1158 (385 amino acids)
Molecular function (GO): protein binding
Source: RefSeq, a predicted model, not a curated record
AUGGAUCGUCUUCCUCGGGAAGUCAUCGUCAAUAUACUUUCCAGGCUUCCCUUCACAUCUUUGUUGAGUUCAAAGAUGGUUUGUCGAGCCUGGCGAACCCUAAUACACGAUCCGUUUCUCAUCAGCAAGCACUUGGACGCGGCUUCCGGCAACGAUCCGAGCUUCAUCUUGGAAAGCAACUGGCCGAUCCCUGACCAACGCUACUUCAUAGAUUUCUCAGAUCAUAGUGAAGGAGAAGUGGUGGUAUCAAAGAAGCUCCCCGCCAUUAAUUCUCCUAUUACGCCCAUGUAUUCGAUAGAUUCAUGUAAUGGAUUGCUUUGCAUGCACGAUGCAUCACGAAGGGUGUUCAUCUGCAACCCUUUCACCAGGCUUUGCACCGAGCUCCCCAAACUGGUCAAAUACCCAUCGCUUGUGGGGAAUUUAGGGUUCGGUUUUGAUCGAACCACGAAGCAGUACAAGGUGAUCCAGGUAGUGUUUCGGAGACAAUUGAGACGAGUCGGCUCGAGUACUACAUCUACACCCACGUCGAUAUCUUCGACUCAGUCGGAGGUUCAGAUCCUGACAUCCGGAACCCCUAGUUGGAGAAACCUAGGAACCAUACCAUAUCGGUUUAUUCAUUCGAAAUCCAAGGCUUUGGUCCACGGGAGAUUCCAUUGGCUUACACAGCCUAACAAGAACAACACGGCUACCUUGCUUAUAUCCUUUGAUCUCGAGACCGAACGAUUCGACCAGAUACCAAAACCUGAUUGUCGUUGCGGUUCGGACAAGUGUUUCCGUCAACUGAUGGUGGUACGAGGUUGUCUAUCUACGACGGCGUUUCACGGUAACUACGGUGAACGAUUGGAGAUUUGGGUUAUGAAGGAAUACGGUGCGAAAGAGUCUUGGAUCAAAGAGUUUAGCAUCGGAGCUUACUGCUUGACCCCAACAUUAUUGCAACAAGAGAUCCUAAACUCCGGUACUAAUUUAAGACCAAAUUUGUUUGUUCGGUUUUUGUGUGUGUUGAGAAAUGGUGAGAUCUUGUUGGAGUACAAAAGCAAACCUCUUCUUGUCUAUGAUCCACGGUCUGAAACAUUCAGGGAGUUUACGUUCCCGGAGAUGCCUAAUUAUCACUUCAAAAUAGUUGUUCAUGUGGGAAGCCUGAACUGGCUUCACAGUUGA